GAAGAUAAGCAGAGACAAGAAAAAGAAAAAAGAAAAAAAAAAGGAAGAAAGAAGAAGAAAAAGGUGGUGAUGGUGGUGGUCAUGGUUUGAUCUUUUAAUGGUAGCUUUGGGUUUCCAUAAUAGUGUUUUUCUCUGAGAACUGAGGACUGGAGAGGAGAAGGAGCAGUGGGUUGUUGUUGUUGUUAUUUUCAGGAGGGAGAGUAGGGAACCAGAGAGAGACAGAGAGAGAGAGAGAGUGAAGAGCAGCAAAGCCGAGAAGACUUGUGGUUGGAAGAAGAGGGUUCAAGUUUCAACUUGAGGAGACAUGCUCAGAUCCAUCCCUACAUCACUAUUCCUUACUUUACGAAAUCCAAAGAUUUGGAUACCCUGACUAUACUGCAACUUAUUUGAGUAAUGGGCUUCAACUUAUUUGAGUAAUGGGCUUCUGAGCAGUUGAAAAAGAUCUUUCACAACAUUGUUGAGAUCUCGGCAGAUUUCAUAUAACUAGAGAUGCUUGGGAAGAAGAUGGAAAUGAUAUAGCGAGGCAAGACAUUACCAGUAGGAUUCUGAUCGAAGUUCUGUUCAUUCAACACUUUCAUCUGUUUGUUGCUUCAUUGGUGUGUAAUUCCACUGGUUCAAAAAUUUGACAAUAAUCUCUAUCUGAGAAUUUGAGCUUGAAUAUGGGUUCUCCACCCCAGUGUGGUAAUGCUAGACAUUUAGGUCGACAACAAGACCAAGAAUCGUCCUCAAGUCAAUCAACUGAUCAAUCUCACCAUGAUGUGGUGGCUGUUGGGGGAUACAAUCUUCCUGGGCAAUGCAUUUCAGCACAAUCAGGAAUUGUUGAAAGUUGUGGAAAACGAGCAGAAGCUCACAUGAAACCUGUUGUUUCACUGGGAAAUCCUGAUUUUGUAUUCCCUGCUUUGCAAGUUGAUUUCAGCCAGACAUUGGCUCCCAUUUCAUACUCUUAUGCUGAUCCAUAUGUUGGUGGCCUAUUGGCUGCGUACGGACCGCAGGCUAUUAUUCAUCCCCAAAUGGUGGGAAUUGCACCUGCACGAGUUCCCCUGCCUCAUGAUCUUGCUGAAGAUGAGCCCAUCUAUGUUAAUGCCAAGCAGUACCGUGGGAUCCUCAGACGGAGACAGUCUCGUGCCAAGCUUCAGUCCCAAAACAAACUUAUUAAAGAUCGAAAGCCAUACCUUCAUGAGUCUCGACAUCUUCAUGCAUUGAAAAGGGCUAGGGGAUCUGGUGGACGCUUUCUCAACACGAAAAAGCAAUCCAAUCCUAGUGCAGCCACUGAUGGUGAGGAUGCUUCGGACUCUGGUCAUCUGCAUCUGGGAGGAAACCUUUCAGAGUCUGAAGUAGUUCAAUCAGAAAAUAGGAAUGGGGGCACAUCCUGCUCUGAUGUGACGAGUGUUUCUAAUGGUGAUGAAAUCUACCGUCAAUCGGAUAACAGGUUCUCAGUCUACCCUCCACACAUGGGUCAGACCAUUCAAGGUGGAGGGGGAAUGGUGUGUAAUGGAUCACAGCACCGUGUACCUGUCAUGCAUUGAGAUAUCGGGACAGCCACAACCAGAUCAGUGGUUCAUCUGGGAGGAUUCUUGAAUUAUGAUUUAGAUCCAACAGAUACCUCCUUCUGGGCUUGUGGUAUUCCUCCCGGCAAUACAUCCUUGGCUCUGUUACUUUUGAUUUUGGUGUUUCAUGCUUGUUGGCUAACUUGUUAUAGACACAAAGUAGACAUGGGAUACUGUUACUAACUGGUUUCUUGGAUCUCUGAAAACAAUUGGGCACUUGAAAAGGACUUAUUUGAAGUUACUGCUGGUUAGUUUAUUAACAUAUUCUCCAGGUUUCUAUCCUGGACCUUGUGCAGCA
Molecule: messenger RNA, 1845 nt
Organism: Macadamia integrifolia
Lineage: Eukaryota; Viridiplantae; Streptophyta; Magnoliopsida; Proteales; Proteaceae
Product: nuclear transcription factor Y subunit A-7-like
Exons: 6
Coding region: 660-1526 (288 amino acids)
Biological process (GO): regulation of transcription by RNA polymerase II
Molecular function (GO): DNA-binding transcription factor activity, RNA polymerase II-specific; RNA polymerase II cis-regulatory region sequence-specific DNA binding
Source: RefSeq, a predicted model, not a curated record